AUGUGUGUUUGCCUGCCUGACCCUGCAAGUUCCAUCUUCACUCAAAUGCACUGCUUUGAGGACCCAUCUAAACUAUUUCUUUUUAUGAUCUUCCUCAUCCUGUGGUUUAUUGUCUUAGUGUGUACCUCAGCUGAUGAAGACUGCCUCAUCAGAAGAAGUACCAGCACGCAGAGGGAUGGAGAUGUGGUAAUUGGUGGUUUCUUCUCCCUUUUUAACUAUCUCUACCUUACCAAUUUUGUUGACCUGAAGCCUAGCAAGGACUUCUACCUCCUUAAUCCAAUGAACACUAACUACCUUAAUGUGCUGGCCUUCAUUUUUGCCAUUGAAGAGAUUAACAGAAAUCUUCACCUUCUACCCAAUGUAUCCUUGGGAUAUGAGUUCUAUAAUUUUCUUCAUGGUCAUUGGUGGAUAAUGGAGAGCCCCCUCACUUUGCUCACAGGACAGAGUGAGAUUCCUAAUUAUACCUGUGGGAGAGGAAGCAAGGCCAUUGUUCUGCUUCUGGGAACACCAUGGGCAACAGCUGCCCAAAUUGGACCUCUGCUGGAGCUCUACAAGUUUCCACAGCUUACUUUUGGCUCUUUCAAUCCCAAUCUGAAAGACAGUGGCCAGUUUCCUUCUCUGUACCAGGUGGCCUCCAAGGACACAACUCUGGCCCUUGGCAUGGUCUCCUUGAUGCUUCAUUUCACCUGGACCUGGGUGGGACUGGUCAUCACAGAAGGUCAGAAAGGUCUUCAGUUUCUCUCAGAUGUGAGAGCAGAGAUGGGCAGGAACAGAAUCUGUGUAGCAUUUGUAAAAAUGAUUGAAGUUACUCUUCGUGCUUUUUUUGGAAACUUUCAAUACAAUUUCCAGACCAGAGAAAUAUCACCAGCAAAUGUAGCUAUUAUUUACUAUGAUAGUGAGAGUCUAAGUGAUGUAAACUUUCAUAUAGGGGGCUAUUUAGUGACAUGGAGAGUCUGGGUGACAAACUCACAAUGGCAUGCUGACAUGAUGGGGAGAAAUUUUAUACUUGACUCAUUCCACGGGACCCUCAUUUUUUCAAAUCACCAUGAGGAGAUUCCUGGUUUCAAAAAUUUUGUUCAAAGGGCUAAUCCUUCCAGAUACCCAGAAAAUAAUUUCCUUUCUCUGUAUUGGUUCAAGAAUUUCCAUUGCUCAUUAUCUGAUUCUGGCUGUUCAUUGAGGAGCUGUCCACCCAAUGCUUCUCUGGCUUGGCUGCCUGUGAAUCACUUUGACACAGCAAUGAGUGACGUGAGUUACAAUAUAUACAAUGCUGUGUACGCUGUGGCCCAUGCCUUCCAUGAGAUGAUUCUCCAUAUAGCACAAAUACAAUCAAUGAAUAAUGGAGAAGGAAUGGCAUUUUCUCACUGGCAGCUGCACCCCUUUCUGAAGAACAUUCACUUUAACAGUACUACUGGAGACCAAGUGAAUUUGGAUGACAAAAGAAAACUGGAAACAGAAUAUGACAUUUUAAACUUCCAGAAUUUUCCUGAAGGUCUUAGACUUAGGGUGAAAGUAGGAAAAUUUUCCCCACAUGCUUCGCAUGGUCAACGUUUGUCUGUAUCUGAUCAUUUGAUUGAAUGGGCCACAGAAGUUACAGAGAUUCCCCAAUCUGUAUGUAGUGAGAGCUGUGAUCCUGGAUUCAGAAAAGUCACCCAGGAAGGAAAAGCUGCCUGUUGUUUUGAUUGCAGCCCUUGUUCAGAGAAUGAGAUUGCCAACUUCACCGAUGCAGAACAGUGCAUAAAGUGUCCAGAUCAUCAGUAUGCGAACAGUCAGCGAAACAAUUGUGUCCAAAAAUCUAUCACAUUUAUGGAUUACAAAGACCUCUCAGGGAAGAUCCUGGCAGGCACAGCCUUGAGUUUUACUAUUCUAACAGCUGCAGUUCUUUCACUCUUUGUGAAGCACAGAGACACUCCUAUUGUCAAGGCAAAUAACCGAGCUCUCAGCUACACCCUGCUCGUCUCCCUCACCUUCUGCUCCCUCUGCCCCUUGCUCUUCAUUGGCCGUCCCAACACAGCCACCUGCAUCCUCCAGCAGACCACAUUCGCAGUUGUCUUCACUGUGGCUGUUUCCACUGUCUUGGCCAAAACCAUUACUGUUGUGCUAGCCUUUAAGGUCACUGCUCCAGGGAGAAAGAUGAGGCAGUUGCUGGUAUCAGGGGCACCAAACUACAUCAUCCCCAUUUGCUCCCUGAUCCAACUCACUCUCUGUGGAGUCUGGAUGGGGACAAAUCCACCAUUUGUGGACACAGAUGCACACUCUGAACAUGGCCACAUCAUCAUCAUGUGCAAUAAGGGCUCCCUCACUGCCUUCUACUGUGUCCUGGGAUACCUGGGCUUCCUGGCCCUGCUCAGCUUCACUGUGGCUUUCCUGGCCAGGAACCUGCCUGACACCUUCAAUGAAGCCAAGUUCCUGACGUUCAGCAUGCUGGUGUUCUGCAGUGUGUGGGUCACCUUCCUCCCUGUGUACCACAGCAGCAAGGGGAAGGUGAUGGUGGCCAUGGAGGUCUUCUCCAUCUUGGCUUCCAGUGCAGGGCUGCUGGGCUGCAUCUUUGUCCCUAAGUGUUAUAUUAUCUUGUUACAACCAGGAAGAAAUUCUUUGCAUGGAUUGAAAUAUACAAUGCAUUCCAGAAGAAAGAGGUCUUUCUAA
This is a messenger RNA of Cavia porcellus (domestic guinea pig), 2643 nucleotides long. RefSeq names its product vomeronasal type-2 receptor 116-like. The record is from RefSeq and is a predicted model, not a curated record. Gene Ontology annotation, biological process: G protein-coupled receptor signaling pathway. The coding region runs from base 1 to 2643 and encodes 880 amino acids. Gene Ontology annotation, cellular component: plasma membrane. Gene Ontology annotation, molecular function: G protein-coupled receptor activity. The transcript is spliced from 6 exons. NCBI's taxonomy places the organism in Eukaryota, Metazoa, Chordata, Mammalia, Rodentia, Caviidae.